UUUUGAAAGUCGCGAAAAAUAAAACCCCGCCCACGAACGCGUACAUCUUCACGGCGGUGUGAAGGGAAUAGCGGAGUCGGGGGAAGGCGGCUGUGAGAGAAGAGAAAAAUCGAUCUCACAGAAGCAGGCAGCGUCUCUUUCUCAAAAUCGCCGUAAACUACAAACGAAGUUUGGCUUCCUCGUUUCACUCUCUGUGAUGGAUAUGAACGACCCUUUGGAUUUCGAAGUAGAAGACAACCUUCUCAAAUCUCCUCCAAGUAACAAUAAAAGGAAGAAAGUUAUUGGGUUGGAUGAUCUUCUUAAAGACCAUUAUAGAGAACAGGACAAGCUUUUGGAGAAGCAGAAAAAGGUUAAAACUAAGACAAAGAAGAAUAAAAGUAUCUAUGAUGAUGAAGAUAGCAAGGAAGCCAAGUUAACUAGGCUAGUUGAGAAAUGUCACAAUCAGUUGAAAGCUUUCGGUGAAGAUCAAGAAAUUCCACCUUGGGGAAUAAAAGUUUUUGGAGAACAGAAAUCCUUUCCCUCUCUAGAUUUUCCUGAUAUUGGAAGUUGUAACCUUUUACAGUCUUUUUUGAACAACAAGCUAAAUUCUGUGGUUCAAUUGGCCUCUGACAAAGGAGAUAUCUUUCUUGAAGGGUUAUUAGUUAAUGGCUGGCUUCCAAAAUUAGCUUUCGUGCGUGGUCAUGUUGAAAAGCCAGUAGCCAUUUGGGCCUUCAAGACAAUGUUAUAUUCAUCCAAAAAAGAGCUCCAAAACUCUUCCAGUGACUUUUGGUGUGCGAUUCUCUCUUUUGAAAAGGAGGUUGAUGAGUUGCCUGUCAAAAUUGAUUGGUUUCCUGGGUAUACAGAUUUGAGAAGAGCUCUUGACAUUUACGGGUUUCUCUUCAAAUUUUCAGCCAGUGUUGACCCUAAAUGUUUAGGUGAAUUUCUUAUGUCUGCACUAGUUUAUCUCUGCAUUGUGAAAGAUGGAUUGUCCUUCUAGAGAAAUAUGAAUUUGUUAAUUUUCAGCAUUGUAAAGUUGAAGUGUUCUAUAUUUUUACAUUGGUAUAUAUCCAAUGUAGAAAUAUUUGUGCGCCAUUUCAAGAAAAUUUGUUAAUCUCUUGCCAGUUGUUGACAUGCUUCUAAGAACAAUCUAAAUGUCUUUUAGAUUCUGCCAUUAGAGGACCACCACAAAAUAUUAUAGCUUGGGUCAGAUUUGUCACUGCCUGUUGUCUGAUAAGGUAGUCAACACCAGUGAGUCUACUUAGAGGAUAACCUGAAUGAUUUUCUGUUAUUUGUUUCUUUGUUGGUCAUCAUUUGAGUUUGAGGUUGCUUUUAUUAUAUUUCCUACUGAUAAUUCAAGUAAUAAAAUUUUGAAAGUAUGAUAAUGUCAAUUCAUGUCUCUUGAUUCUCAUUGCAGGAGUAAAAAAACGAUCUUUUCUAUUGUAGAAGCCGAAGAGAUAGUUGAAAUUAUUAUUUGUCUAUUCCUUGAUCGCCAGUUUCAGGGUUUGUUGGUGCUUUUGAGUGACUGCAUGCAGGCAAUUGUUAAUUACUUUACAGACCAGGAAUGGUGCUCAAGUUGUGAGAACAUAGCAAAAUUCAUUUCUUGCAGGGUCUCUAAGGAUUUGAAUUGCAUCCAGACUACUGAAUGUGUUUCAAAAGUUAACUUUCGUUGUAAGCAACUUAGAAGGACAAUUGCUUAUCAGACCCUGCUUUCUUGUUUUGAUGGAGUAUGCUACCUUCCCUUCUCUCAUCAAGUUUAUUUAUGCUUGUGCAUAUGAAAGGUACAAUGAAGGUCCCAGUGAUGUGAUGGAAAGUUAGUAUAUGAGCAGCAAGUUAUAGAUUAUGUUUACUGUUGCUUGUUUGAAUGAAACUGCUGUGUAAUAAUUUAGAAAAAAAAAAAAGAGUUGUUUGUGAAAUUAUUCAUUGAGUUUAUUUUUGUGGAAUGUUUGUCAAAGCUUUUCUCACUCAUUCUUUUUAUGGUAUUAACAAAUACUACUAAGCCAUGUUUGAUCUCAAAAAUUCUCCACCACUUAAAUUUUCAAAUAUGCCCUUAAUAUUUCUAUUUUUUAAGUCCAAAAUCCAAAGUAUUGCCAACAAUUAAAUUUUCAAAUAAGGCUCUUAAUAUUUCCAUAUUCAUUAAUUCAAUGUAUAUGUAAUUUGGAAAUAGUCCUUUCUUGUUUGAGCAUAGAACUGUAGAUCUAUGCAUUAAUAAGCAUUGUUGGUUUUAUUAUUUGAACUUUGAUUUUCAUUUUAAAAUAUUUGUGUAUUACAAACUGAAAACACUAAGCAAAAUGUGCAAGCUGACUUUUAAGUUUUAAGACUUGACUCUCAAUAACAAAUUGAUGUGAGAAGAUUCUGUUAAAAAAAAAAAUCAGCAUUAAGUACAACCAAAUUAAUUGUGACAGUAUGCAUGGAUAUGAAUAGAGAUUUGCUUCUGAACUUUUGGAAAGUGAGCUGACUUUUUCUCAGGUCAACAGUGGAGAAGAGAUUGUCAGAUCACUCACAGAAAUUAACUUCAAAGACAAAAGUUGUGAUUUCUUCAAGAUGUAUAUUCACUUAGUUUUGACAGAGAAUUGGGUUUUGUCCAACUUAUAUAUUGAAGACAAUCCAGUAAUCUAUGAGAUGUUUUGUCUUUUUCUUAGACAUUGUUCUAGCUUAAUUUCAGCCACGGACCUACGAUCAUAUGCAUCAAAGGUUCGUCAUAGGGCAGCAUAUCUUUUGCACUUCUACAUCUAUAAAUAAUUGGUUUCAGGUAUCUUCAGUAUCCUAUACGCAGAAUUUUAUCAAGUAACAAUGAGAUGAAAAUAUUUUAAAGAAAGUUAUCUAGUAUCUAAUAGAUAAGGUGAAAGUCUUGUAGACCUUUGGCAUAUAUUGUGCAUAUUAAUAGUUGGUGCCAGAGGUACAUAACAAUACUUAUCCUAUUGGUUGGUCAACUGAAUGAUGUGUACUUUAUCAAUGACUUCAUCUGAAACGAAUAUCCAAUCUCAUGGACAGACCAGUAUAAUCUUAGAAGAUUAUAUGUCCCAACAUUGCAUUCUUGCCUCAAACGACUACACACAUAAACAUAUUUCCUUUAGAGUGCAUCUUCACUUAUUUGGCAUUUUACUUGUAGCGAAGACAUUUACUUUCACAGAAGCUGUCAAGUCUCUCUUCUUGUCCUGAGAUGGCCAAAUCUUAGAGGUUGAAAGAUUAAGGAAUGCUGUGUUGCAUUGACACUAAGCACUACAUAGCUUUUUUUUACUCUUACAUCUGAUUCUUCAAACUUGUACAGAAUGCUCUCCUCUCCUUAAGCAUGAGAUGUUCUAAGAGCAUACAAGAAGGGUGAAAUUGGUUGUUUUGGCUUUUUGUUAGCUGACAUGAAUUAAGAUUUGUUGCUCAUCCAAGGCUAUAAAUUGCUAACUUUUGAAAUAACAAUGUAAUUUAAAGAGUGAUGUUAUUGUUUC
Molecule: messenger RNA, 3419 nt
Organism: Abrus precatorius (Indian licorice)
Lineage: Eukaryota; Viridiplantae; Streptophyta; Magnoliopsida; Fabales; Fabaceae
Exons: 10
Coding region: 197-976 (259 amino acids)
Source: RefSeq, a predicted model, not a curated record